AUGGCACCAAUAUCGCUUACGAGCCUUCCGGUCGAUGUCGUCAUCGAGGUUUACUACGCUUUGGUCGAACUUGACCGGCCGUCUUUCGAGCGUUCUAAUGACAAUCCUCCUAUAGUCCGCUCUGAUCUAGGCUGGAUACGUCUUACGCAAGUUGGGCACUACUUGAGGGACGUUGGUCUGAAUACCCCUACCCUUUGGGCUCGUGAUUUCGACGUUUUCCCCAGGGCCUUCGACGUUUUCCUGGCCCGUUCGCAAACCGCACGCCUACACUUGCAUAUCGAUUUGGACGGCAGUUGUCAUGAUCAGAUCAUGCGGAAUUUGAAUCAGAUGGUCCCACGAGCAAUGUUCAUCUCUGGGGCCUUUUAUAGCCAUUCUGAGGCGACAGAAGUCAAGUCCCGAAAGGCGGCAUCACAACUUGUUGACGCUCUGUCCCAUCAUGAUCUGCUCAACGCUUGUGGCAUAUAUCUUGGUGGCAACAAGCGUAGCUUUGUCAAGCCCCUAAACACGAUAAAGGCCCCAAAUCUGACGCGCCUCGACCUUCAUGGAACGUAUAUACCGUUCACGGCCCCGUCCCUUCAACACCUCCACCUCGCAAAUUGCCGCUCUCUAAAUACGGAAGUGCUUGUGGAUCUUUUGAGAACUAUGCCACGAUUGAGAUCGCUGCAGGUCACGGACUGCGCACUGGAUCCCGCUCGGGAAUCCCUUGAGCCAGUAUCAUUGCCCAAACUGGCGUCUUUCGGCAUCGGUGGCCAAUAUCACGUCCUUCGCACGCUGGCACGGUGCAUCUCAUUCCCCGUGCUUGACCCAGCUAGCUGGAAUUCAACCUUCCCUCCACGUAUACAGAUUGAGAAGACUAGUGGGGAAGACGAUAUAUAUGGCUCUCUCGCUUGCUUCCGCUCGCGGUUGCCACCUAACUUCGCCGCCCCCGCCGCCCUCACAUUGCCCAUAGAGAUAGCACCCGUAGCGGGACUGCUCGCUCUUGUACGUGUGCUACUCAGUGAUUCAUGGGAUCCUACGAAGGAAGACCACCCCUCUCGCUAUGUGAUCUUUGAAUCACGCCCCAGAUUGGACUGGCAAGACUCGAGUCGCAGUGUGACCGAGUUUCUUGCCGCUCUAGCGAGGCUUUUCUCCUCCAGCGUCCGCGCAAUCUACAUCAUGGGAGGCAUCUCGAGACGUGAAGAUAUGUUCAGGCCCACACGUUAUUCACCAGCCGGUGACCGCGAGAGGCUGAGCGCCCCCCUGCGACAAUUCCGAUUAGUCACCGAACUUCAUCUUGGACCAGCUGCAGGCGGACUCCCUGAUCUCAUGCACGGCGGAGGACCCUCAACCGAGAUCGUAUUUCCUGCGUUGCAGACCAUCUAUCUUCAUGUUUCCCGGGUGACCGGGUACCCUGCAUCGCACGAUAUAAUAUUUUAUGGGGACGAAGUUGGGAUCAAACAUGUUGACGAAUCCUGGUGGGCCGAGUUUGUCGCCAUGCUCGUAGGCCGUGCGACCGAAGGUCGUGCCAUCCAGCGCCUCGUGUUGCAAGGCCAUCUGUGCCACAUCGUGUCGAAGGAGGGGGAGGGGAAUGAGCCGACGAAAUUGCGGUCACUCGAUCUGGAGAGUGUACGACGGAUUGCCGAGGUGGUGAUUGAUGAACGUGUUCAUUGCGGUCACGCAUCUUCAGAGGCCGGUGAAAAUGCAGAGACGUAG
Peniophora sp. CBMAI 1063 is the source of this 1692-nucleotide messenger RNA. The record is from the annotation of a GenBank genome assembly. Lineage: Eukaryota; Fungi; Basidiomycota; Agaricomycetes; Russulales; Peniophoraceae.